GAAAUCAAUGUCCCAUGCUUAUUACACUGAAUUAUGGCUCGUCGCACGAAACGACUUAGACAAGUUGAUAGAGUUGGAUCGAAGACUGCAACAGCAAACAAAUACAAAAAAUAGACAACAUGUAUUGAAUCUACUGCUUCCAAUGUAUCUCAGAUAUCGCAAUUUGGUCAAGAGACUGAUAGUUUGUCAUGAUCAAAUGGUUCAGACGCAGAAACGAGACCUGAUAAAACGGGUUCUAGAUUGUACGGUCGGCCGAAUGCUAGAAUACAAGCGAGAGAUCGUUAACUUGGACUAUAACGAUUAUCAAUGGCCUGAUGACUUUAUGAACCAAUUUAAGUAUACGCCGGACGAUGUGGAAAUUCUUGUGUCCGCGUCGGGCAAAGACAUCGUGGAACAACGUAGAGAACGUAUUCAGAAACUGAUGGAAGACGCUUACAAAACACCCGAAGAACUUGAGAGCGAAAUACUUCCUGAGGAGUAUGUAAUGGAGACGAUCGAAUAUCAGGAAGACGCGCCAAAAUUGCGGAGGAGAAGAGUUAAAGAAAAAACCUCAGCACCGUCGCCUAUCCAAGAAUCACCAGAAAGAAUAGCGGCUCGAAAAGCUCAAGAAGCUCGAGAAGCUGCUGAACGAACCAUGCUGGCAGCGAUAUUGCUCAUUCAAUCUCACGAAAGAGCAAGAAUGGCUCGUUGUGCUGGAAUAGACGCGCAACGAAUGUAUGAUUAUGGUAGGAAAGUACAGGCGGGAACGAUCGUGUCGAAAAAAUUGCACAAAAGUACGUACGAGAAUGCUGCGAAAACCAUACAGCGAGCCUGGAGAAUAUACGCAGCGAGGAAGAGGAUGAGAAAUCGGAUCGCGCGUACGGAAGAAUUGUUAGGUAUGACGAUACCUAGCUGGAAGUCACAAGAAGUUUUUGAGAAAGAUAAAAAAAAUUUUCAGAAGAAAUUGACGUUAAUGCCGGUGUUUGCUGAUAGAAUCACGAAAGAGUCAGAGAAGGAGCGAGCAAGAUUAUGGAAAAUCAGAGGUCCUGGUUUGGUGGAGGAUAUAACUGACGAGAUUCGAGAAUGGUUCAUAUUAUGGUACGAUGAACUAGGACAUUUCUACGUGUAUCCAGCUGCAAAUUUAGGUGGCAGCGUGCUAAUCGCAACCGGACAAACUUUAACACCUCAAGAAUAUCUUGUGGAGAAAAUGUCCAAAGGAGCGAAAGAAACACCGGCUACGAAGGCUAAACCUAAGAAAUACCAGUCUUUGAUACCACAAACGAAGACAUUCUCUCUUCUUCAUGAAGCCAAUCAAUACUUUAUUAAUAACUGGAGCUUUCGAUAUCAUUCGGAUGAUCAUCGAGAGAAGAUAUACCACGAUUUGAUCAAGGACGAACUUUGUUACGAACUUCAAUUGGAAAUGAGGAAAAUAGUCGAUGAAUUGAUGAGACUGGAGUUGCAAAAAUUAAAUGCAGCACUGAAAAAGGACUAUGCGGCUGAUAAACGGAAACUUGAUAUACCUACUGACAAAAAAAGAAGAGCUAGAAAAAACAAGAAACAAAAAACCCCAGUGAAUGAUGAAACAGUGGAAGAUAAUUUCAAAGAGUUGGUCAGAGCUAACAUCAUUAGAGAUUAUACCAGAACAUCCCUCAAGGAUUGGAUAGGUGAUCUUUCCUAUCAAAAUUAUGAAGCAGCUCGUGAACUACAAGAUUAUAAGCAUCGAAUGGGUGAAAUUAGACAAGUAGUCAUGGAAUACUGCGUGCUUCCCCUCAGUUCGAAAGAGAUUCAUCAAGUCGCGCCUUUAAUCCGAGCUGUUUGUAUCUAUGGUCUUGCUCGACAUGGGAAGAACUUUCUGGUGAACGCAAUCUGUUCCGAGGUUGGAGCAUUGCUAUUCGAUAUGUCGCCCACGGUAUUGGUAGACAAGUACACGGGACGAAAGAACGAACGCAAAUUAAUCAAUAUGAUCUCGAGUAUAGCUCGAGCGUACGCCCCUUCUGUGAUUUUCAUCGAGAACGGUGAAAAACCUUGGCUGAAACAAGUACCUCGGGAAGACAAAUAUCUGAACCCAAAACGAUUUGCUAUAUACUACCCUAAAUUGGUGAAAAGUAUCAAGCGUGGUGAUCAGAUCCUAUUUCUCACGACCUCCUCGGAGCCAUAUAAAGCAACAAGACCCUUCAUCAAGAUCCACGACAAGUUCAUAACGAUUCCUCUCACGGACUACAACACGUUGUAUAUGUUUUAUAAAGAUCUGCUGAUGAAGUAUCACGGAGUUGAUCGCAACAUCGAUGUCUCCUCAAUGGCUAAGAUGUCCGUGGGCAUUCCGUUGGAAUUUAUAAGAGACGCGGUGAAAAAUGUCCUAAAUCUUCAUCGAAGGAUCACGUUGAGGAUCAAACCAUUAACCGUGUCGGAGAUUAUGGAAGAAGUGUUGAAGUAUGAGCCUCCUCAAGCGAAAACGUUGUCUGAAUUAACGAAAUUUGAAAAUCGUACGCCGCUUGGUAAGAAGAGGGCCAGGUUGUUGGCUACGGAGAAAGCAGCACGCGAGCGUGUUAAAAAAUUACAGAAUGCUCGUAGAUGAAACAACUGUUAAAAGAGAACGAGUAUAAAAUAUGGUAUUAAACAGGAAAGAUCAUGAUAAUAAUUUUCUAUUCUGCAAAGAACCCUUCACUCAGAGAGGAAAGGAAUGGAAAUGAUAGAAACUUGCCAGGUAAAACGUGGGAUGUAGGCGCAUUAAGAGACAAGGCUGUUGUAGCACUUUUAACGAGUAUUCUUUUUCACGAUGAAAAUACUGCAUUGGUUGAUAGCUGUUGCACAAUCGAGAAAAGUUAAAGUUUAAGAUAAAUUAGAAGAAGAAUGAUCCGAGAUGGACAUACUGGAUGUAAGUAUCCCUCUACAUAUAAUGUUCCAAGACAGUGACCUUUCUGGGAGAAACGUCGAAGAAGCAUGAUCAUCGAUUGAGCGAUUCCUUCUUUCUUUCGUAUCACGAUUCGCCAACGUUCGUGUCCGGACGUGAAACUGGUUUUCGUCUUCGUGGGAUGCUAAAAACGAUCAUCGAAAAACAGGAGACAGAUAUAGCGACGAAUAUCGUAAAAGACUUUAUAAAUUCGCUUAUAUUAUAGCUUCCGUUCAUAAAUUUUUAAAGGAUAUACAUAUACAUAUAUCAUUAAGGGCAUCCUAAUUUAAAAUUGGAACCUUCACACAAGUUUUAUAGAACUUUCAGAAUACAGCUUGGUCGAGUCAAAAAUAAAAUUAACGUACCAUGAAUUGAAUGAAUUUAAUAGUCGCUGGAUGUAUUAUGUAUAUUCAAUCAACUUUACUGGAAUACUCUCCACAGAUGUAGAGUAUUAAAUAAAAUUAAAAAAACUAAUUAAAGCUUUAA
Messenger RNA from Bombus pyrosoma, 3355 nucleotides. RefSeq names its product IQ and AAA domain-containing protein 1-like. The transcript has 9 exons. Gene Ontology annotation, molecular function: protein binding; ATP hydrolysis activity; ATP binding. NCBI's taxonomy places the organism in Eukaryota, Metazoa, Arthropoda, Insecta, Hymenoptera, Apidae. The record is from RefSeq and is a predicted model, not a curated record. The coding region runs from base 8 to 2554 and encodes 848 amino acids.